CCAGAACGAUAUUGAAUUCGCUGAAGCAUAUAAACAUGCUAUUUCUGUUGUCAUUAUAGGCUAUGCUAGGCCUGUUGCGUGUGGUAUGAAAUGUUGUGUUAAUCCAUUUGACAUUCUAGGUAUUACGGAUAUCGUAAGAAAAAAGAUCUCGGGUACAUAAUUAGGAAUUGCUGACAAUGGCUUCCAAGAUCCACUCACAGGAGAAACCAGUUACAUAGAUUGCGAAAAGACGAUUUCUAAUCAAAGUAUUAUCCAGUACACAUUGAAGAACCAAGAUGGCGCUAGUGUUGAAACUAAACUAUGUGGACAACUUGAAGGGGAAGACGGCCAAAGUUGCAAGGGCGAGUUAUAGAGAUUUUAGUGUCUUGUCCAGUGUGGUCAGAUGUCAAAAUGGCACGGCUUUCUUCGGAGAGACCAUGAGCUGGCCAAUGGCAAGUGCCGUGGAACCCAACGACACUGUCAAGAUAGAAAUAUUCAACUUCAACAAAUAUUUCUCCAAGAAGUUGGUGGGGACUUUCACCAUGGUCCUCCAAAGUAUCAUGGACGAGCCCAUCUUCAAAGCAGCAGAGCCACUGCUCAAUGCUCACAAUCAAGCACUACAAAGUAAAGUCUACUUUGAGUUGAACUACAUGUCUCCCGACGGUAACUGCGGGACGUGGACACCAGAUGACAUCAUGAAGGAGGGCGGUAGUGGUGGCUACGAUGCUCCCGAUGGAGGGAGUGAGAUGGAUUACAACCUCGAUGAUGUUUUAGAUCGAGAGUCGGAGGCAGAAAAUGAACAUCGGAGCGUAAAGUUCAAUCCUAAUAUUGGCGUCGGAGGUGGUAGUAAGAUGUCGAGUUCAGACGAUGAUAGUAUGCUGGAUGACAUGGUGGGAGUGGGACAGCUCGGAGGCAAAAAAUUUCCCAGCAAACUGGAGCCAACCUUGGACAAAGUACAGGAUUAUCAGGUCAAUAUCGGAAUCUAUGAAUGUCGCGUAGCUGUAGGGUUGAAAUUCACGAUAUCGCCCCUGGUCAAAAUAGACAUAAUUGAUCAGUGCAAACGUGUACAGGGAGCGCAUACAACUCUCCAAGGAGGAGGAGAAAAGCCGGAAGGCCUCCUCGGCAUGAUUGCUGGCAGUCGAUACAAACCGUCGUGGAUGAAUGUCAACAAGCUGAUGAACAAGAAGACACCAAGAAAGUAUUUCGUGUUCGACUUCCAUACCACCAAGGCAGAACUGUUCGAUCAAGUCAUUCAACUCACAGCUGUGGCAACAUCCAAGUCGAUCCCAGGCUUCAAAAGGGGCCAGAAAAUUGGUAUAUUCAAGAUAGAUGUCGGCACAGUAUAUGCAGCACAAGAUCAUAUGUUCUACCACAAAUGGGCAGUUUUGGUUGAUCCUGAUGACGGUGCCUCAGGGGUCAAAGGUUAUCUGAAAUGUGACCUCUCGGUCACUGGGAAGGGGGAACAAGUCAAGACCCCCACAACAGGCAUAGCUGGAGUUAAAGAGAUUGUCCCAAAAAACUUGAAAGAUGAUGAAGAUGAUGAAGACAUCGAGGCAAAUCUUCUCCUGCCUGUUGGAGUCUCAGUCGAUCGCCAGAUGGCAGAAAUUGCUGUCAAAAUCUAUCGGGCGGAGGAUCUUCCCCAGAUGUAUUCCGACGUGAUGGCGAGUGUCCGCAAAGCUAUCAUUGGUGACAACAAGGCACUGGUGGAUCCAUAUGUGGCGGUGAACUUCGCCGGACAGAAGGGUAGGACGUCAUCGUGCAAAAACACGUACAACCCCCUCUUCAAUGAAGCGAUUGUCUUCCGUGACAUCUUCCCGCCGUUAUGUAACCGCAUCAAACUGCAACUGCUCGACGAGGACGCACUUAAAGAUGAGGUCAUCGCGACCCAUUACAUUGACCUACACCAGAUUAUGUAUCCAGGUGAGAGUGGAUUCCUCCCACAAAUGGGCCCCUGCUGGAUUAACUUCUACGGUGCCCCCCGUGGUCAGACGCUGAAGGAUAAAAUGGAAAAACACAACGAGAUGAAUCUCGGUCAAGGUGAAGGAUCAGCCUAUAGGGGGCGCCUGAUGAUCGCGAUCAAGACGGAGCUGAUUGAGGCUGAUGAGUACGAGGCAAUACAGAACGGCGUGGAUGUAUCACAGGCUAAUCCUGUCUCAGAUAGUGUCUGCGGUGUGAAAGAAGACUUCACAUUAUUCUGCACAGUGAUCGAUGCCUCCAUGUUAUGUAUGGAAGUGACUGGUGGUAAAGAAGUGACACUUGAGCUCAGCAUUGGUGUCCUUGGCAAUGAGCUUGAUGGUCAAGGUUAUGGUCGAGACGAGGGUAAAGAUCCACCAACGGAUGCCCCGCGUGUCCUACCAGCCAUCAGCACCCUCGUCCCUAUGAAACCGGUCACUGGGGACAACAUCCAUUACCGUCUGCCCAUCGAAGAAGAAAAGCCCGUUCUGUAUCAGACGAUUCCCUGGGAGGAUCACAGGAGGCGCUUCUAUAUCACGAAUAUGCUGGAAAAGAUCGCAGAUAAGAUGGCUGACGGACUUGCUGAUGCUCGAGAUGCCUUCAGACGCGAGAAUUCAAGAGCCUACAAACGACUGAAAAGGACUUUAAGAGUCCUCAACGCGGAUAUAACGACGUAUCUCAUGUACUCGCGAGGGUCAUCAGGCGGCGCGGGCGUAAAGACGAAACUCGACAAGGACAGGAAGAAGUUGUGCGAGACUCAAAUGGAGAGAGUCGCGACCAAAGCCGAGCGAAUACGCAAGGAAGUGUGUUUUGAAAACAUGAAGUAUAAGAUGAGAGAGUCCCGCGCUGUGCUCAACACUAUUCGUCAUCUUGCAAAAGAGCCUCAGCACGGUCUGCCCGACAUCUUCAUCUGGAUGAUAUGUAACAAGAAGCGCAUAGCGUAUGCCAGAAUCCAGGCCAGGGAUAUCAUCUAUUCCACUUGCGAGGAGGAGAAGGGCAAGGACUGCGGGGUCGUUAGGACCCUCUUCUUAAAGUUUCCUGGGAAGAAAGGUCUGGGAGAGGCAGCCUGGGUGAUUCCCGCCAAACUUCAACUGUUCAUGUGGCUUGGGAUAGAUAGGGGGCGCAAGGAGUACAUGACAACUCUACCCAAGGGCUACGAUAUCCCCAAACCGUUGAAAGGCCAGAAGAAGCGACCACCGUCAAGGAUAAUUUACAAAGACAAGUUCACCUUCACCCUCAACGCCUACAUGUUCCUGUGCCGAGGCCUCAUAGGCUCUGACGACAGCGGUCUCUCUGACCCGUUUGCCCGCGUGAUCUGCUUCGAUCGCUGCGUGACGACCCGGAUUUGCCCGGAGACACUCAGUCCGUGUUGGGACCAACUACUUACCAUAGAUAACGUUGACAUCUACUUCGGCUCCGAGGAUAUCAAGGUCGACCCGCCGAUGAUCAUCAUCGAGAUAUUCGAUCACGACGAUGUGGGUGACCCGGAGUUCCUUGGCAGGGCCAUCGCCAAGCCCCACAUCUACAUGUUAUGGGACGAGUAUGAACCCCCACAGCUACAGUGGUGGGAGGUCUACAGGGCUCAGUUCAAAGGUGGUGAGCUCCUGGCUUGUUUUGAGUUGGUCCAGGUCGGUGAAGAUGGCCAACUUCCCCCAUUCUGUCCUCCGUCACCACGGGAUAUGUUCAUCAAGGAUCAGAUCGCAAAGGGGAAGAAGGAGAAGGAUAUCAAACUCAUUCCCAUCCCGCGGCCGAUCAGGCCAUCUGUCUGCAAAUACAGAAUGGAGGUGUUGUUCUGGGGUGUGCGUGAUAUGCUGAAGCUCUUCCUCAUGUCUGUUGACCGACCUAGAGUUGACGUCGAAUGUGGUGGACAGAUCGUUUCAUCAACCGUCAUCACGAGCGCCAAAGUCAAGCCAAACUUUGAAGAUCCUGUGCAGUAUAUUGACUUGGAACUUCCUGAAAACUCGAUGUUCUGGCCACCCAUCAUGAUCCGGUGCGUGGACCAGCGGCAGUUUGGCCGGAUGGUCAUUGCUGGGACGCACGUCAUCAACCAUAUUGAUAAGUUUGUGACAGGAGAGGGAGGGGAGAAAGAAUUGUCAGAAUAUUACGACUCCACGUCGAUGUGUACCACCACCCAGAUGCCCGACGGAUCUAUCGUUGUGUCCCGCAUCUCCAACGGCAGUGUCCAGACGGAUUCGUUCAACGUUCCAGAGGGCGACCAAAAGAGUGCAUCAUUCCCACUACUGGACCAACGCAGCCUCCACAGCUUGGCGAUCCCUUCAGAUAACCGCAGCAUUCACAGCGGAGUCGAAGGAAGCAUCCACAGUGGGCGGCCACCAUCGAGUCUUCAUCGUCAAGCCCUGACAAAUAGUCUCAAGCAACUUCCAGAAUACGACACAACGGAUAACCGUAGCAUCCGCAGCGGGCAGUUCGAUAGCCGCAGCAUCCACAGCUUGCCGAGGGAAGGGGAUAGGCUCAGUCUGUACAGUCAGAGAGGGGUGUCGCCGGACCGCACAAGCUUACACAGUCAGCGCGCCUUGUCAUCUGAACAUGUAAGCAGGCAAAGCGGACAGGACCCGAUGAGUGUGAGUAGCAAGAGUCGUACCUCGACAGAGCGUUUGAGUGGACAGGGUGGGCCGCAGGACUGCAUGAGUUUGCAUAGCCAGAGUGGUACUUCUCCAGAGCGUUUGAGCUUGCGCAGUGGAUCUCAGGAUCGUAUGAGUGUGCAUAGCCAGAGCCUGACCUCGACAGAGCGUUUGAGUGGACAGGGUGGGGCGCAGGACCGGAUGAGUUUACAUAGCCAGAGCGGUACCUCUCCAGAGCGUUUGAGCUUGCGCAGUGGAUCUCAGGACCGUAUGAGUGUGCAUAGCCAGAGCCUUACCUCGACAGAGCGUUUGAGCAGACAAGGUGGGACGCAGGACCGUAUGAGUAUGCAUAGCCAGAGCGGUACCUCUCCAGAGCAUUCGAGCCUACACAGUGGGGCUCAGGACCGUAUGAGUAUGCAUAGCCAGAGCGGUACUUCUCCAGAGCGUUCGAGCUUACACAGUGGGGCUCAGGACCAGAUGAGUAUGCAUAGCCAGAGUGGAUUACCAUCUGAUAGCAUGAGUGUUAGGAGUGGCCAGGAUAGGAUGAGCAUGCACAGUCGGAACAGCCUAUCCCCAGAUCGAACGAGUCUCGCUGGCCAGGACAGUAUGAGCGUCAGAAGUGGCCAGGACCGUAUGAGCAUCAGAAGUAGCCAAGAUCGUACGAGUGUGCAGAGCCAGGGCAGUCUGGAAGCCGACCAUGCUAGUCUUCAUAGCCAGCAGGUCUCGAAUCAAGAUCGUAUGAGCCUGAAGAGUGGGACGCCUGAACGAUCGAGUGGACACAGCAGCCGUGGCAGUGUCUUGGGGCGCAUGAGCCUACGUAGCCAGAAAUCGGACAGUGACCGCGUGAGCCUGAUAAGUGAGAAUGAGAAAAACCUUGACAACGUAAGUCGCAGGAGCGGACUGUCGUACAAGAAUAAACAGCUGAUGACAAUUGAGGAGUCGCGUCGUUUAUCUUCGAUCAGCGAGUCUGGGAAAUCCCGCACUGGGAGCCUACACCCGAGUCAAGCCGGCUCCCAAGGAAGACUGGAUGCAAUUCCAGGCAGUCAAUUAGGCUCCAAGGCGGGUAGCCGCACCGGAUCCCGGGUACCGAGUUUGACAGGUUCACAGGCGGAUCUGGCCAAAGGAGAUGCUGUUGCGAUUGAUAUGGAGGGAAAGGAAGGAGGAUCGGCGCAGACGACAGAAGUUGGAGCAGACGGAAUGCCCCCGCCGCCCGUCAAGGAAGACAUACCAACUGGAGACCCCACCUUACUUCCUGAGUUGGAGCCACUCCUCAGUUGGCCUUCGAGGGAUAAUUCAGCAACUCCGUUACCGCCUGGUAACGGUAAAUUAAGAGAAUCGCCACCUUCGAGCGGAAAGCGAUUUUUCGUCUUUGAACGUCCUCCUAAAAAGGAGCCUGAGUGCAAACCGGAGACCAUGUCUGAAUCGUUACAUCCACCUAAAAAACAAAAGAAAGGCUUCUUUCAUUUCUUUUCCAAGAAAAAACGGAAGGAGAAGAAAGACGAGCCAAAAGACGCAGAUGAGUUGGACUGGUGGAGCAAAUACUACGUCACUCUGGAGGAUUUAGUUGCGGAGAACAAAGAGGAUGCUGAGAAGAAAGCACAGUCGGAGAGUUCAGAUGAUGAUGAUGAGGAUGAUGAGCGGAAUGAAAUGCUCGAUGAUGUUGGCCCAGGCUUUGGCCUCAUCCAGUUGGAAGGUAUGAAUAAAAUUAUUAAGAAACGAAAAAAGCGGCGGAAAAAACGAUUGAAACGAAUGGAGGAGCAAUUAAAGAAAGUGAAAAUCAAGGACAAACAGGGCGGAGAGAAUGUCAAGUAUGAAGAUGAUAAUGCAGAUGAUGAAAAGGCUCUUAUCGAGAGAAUCAAAUUCUACCGCUGUGAACUUGAGAACGUGUCCGGUUUCAACACCUUCGAGGAAUGGCUACAGAAAUUCCCGUUACUGCGCGGGAAGAAAUUAGACGAUGAGGAAGAAGACGAUAGCCGGUGUUCAGGGUUCUUCAAGGGUACGUUGAAUAUCUACCGAAUCGGAGCGGUAGAUGAGGAGAUUACACCACCAACCAAGAAUGAGCUGAAACUGAUGAAGAAUCUGCCGAGCAACGAGCCGGUUGAGGUCAAAAUCAGGAUUUACAUCAUCAGGGCUAAUGACCUCCAUCCUGCUGACACCAACGGUAAAGCUGAUCCCUACAUGUGCAUCACGCUCGGCAAACAGGUCCUCAACGACAAGAAGAACUAUAUCUCCAAGCAGCUGAAUCCGGUCUUUGGGAAGUGUUUCGAGAUGGAAGCAGUUUUCCCAAUGGAGUCGAUGCUGACCUUGAGUGUCAUCGACUGGGACAUGGCGGGGUCGGAUGACCUUAUCGGCGAGACCAAGAUCGAUCUCGAGAACCGAUUCUACAGUCAACACCGACCGGCGGUCGGACUCGCAAGUAAAUUUGAAAUCUAUGGUUACAACAAGUGGCGAGACCCGGUAAAGCCCAUGGCCAUCCUCAGCGCCAUCUGUAAAGAGCGAGGCCUGCCAGAGCCAAAGUAUGAAUCGAAUGCCAACAGGGUCAAAGUGGGACCCAAGUAUUUUGUUGGGCCAAAUAUGGUCAAGGAUGAGCAUGGUGAACAAAAGAUCUCUAAUGAGCCACUGGCUUUGGAGGCCCUGAAACAUUUCCAUGAUGUACCCCGUCAUGGCACAAAGCUUGUCCCAGAACACAUCGAGACGCGAGCGCUCUUCACUCCAGAGAAGCCAGGUGUGGAGCAAGGCAAGCUGGAAUUGUGGAUCGACAUGUUUCCCAAGUCCAACCCCCCUGACAGUCCUCCCGUGGACAUCAGUCCGAGGUUGCCAAAGAGCUAUGAAUUGCGCGUGAUAAUCUGGAACUGUGAUGAGGUCGAGCUUGAAGAUACAAACAUGUUCAGCGGUGAGGCGUCCAGUGAUAUCUUUGUGAAGGGGUGGCUCAAGGGUUUUGGUCAGGACGACCAGGCCACAGACGUCCACUACAACUCAAUGACAGGUGAAGGGAACUUCAACUGGCGUUUCGUCUAUCCGUUCGACUACUUAAAAUCCGAGGACAAGAUAGUUAUCAAACAGAAGGAGAGCAUCUUCUCUGUCGACGAGACGGAAUACAAGAUACAGCCGCGUCUGUACAUCCAGUGCUGGGAUGCUGACAUUGUAUCUUCGGAUGAUUUCAUUGGUUCCUUCAUGUUGCACUUGUCCAAAUUCCCGCGCGCAGCAAAAUCAGUCAAAUCCUGCAAGAAGGAGAUGCUAAACACGGACGGCAGCCAGCCGCAGAUAUCUAUCUUCAAGAAUAGGAGAGUGAAGGGCUGGUAUCCGUUUGUCGCCCUUGAUGAAACCUCGGGAGAGAUGGAACUGAAGGGGAAGUGCGAACUGGAGAUGCAUCUCGUCACACAUGAGGAGGCUGAAACAGGCCCUGUCGGAUUAGCCCGGAAUGAACCAGAGCCUCUGACAGCUCCCAACCGUCCAACCACCUCCUUCAUGAUGUACUUCUCUCCGUGCAAAGCAUUCUGCCGUUUCUUUUGGAGAAUGUACAAGUGGAGAAUUUGCAAAUGUUGCUGUAUUUUGUUCCUCAUUUUGGUCCUCGUCAUCUUCUUCUAUGCCGCACCACCGGCGGGGAUGAAUCGACUUUUUAACAUUGAGUUUCCAUCCCCGAAAUAGGGCUACAAAUAAUGUACCAUUAAACACCAGGUUUCAGCAAAUUUGUAUGCAUAAUAACUGCACUACGGCAUUGUGUAUAACUGCAUUUCUAUUUUCUUGGACCACCAGUAAUUAUGAACGGCGCACCCCUUUAAAGGCCAUCACCGUUCGUUCAAAAUUUGAAAUUUGAAAUUGAGAUUUUUCAAUACUGGUAAUGUAAAUGUACAUUGACUAUAAAUUUCAACAUUGCUGUUUUGUACAAUGAUAUAGACAUACCCCACAGGUCAUUCUUUAGCAUGUUUAAACAUCUCUGGUUGGAGCAUGUUAACAUGUCUGGUUGGAGCAUGUUAACUGGUUGGCAUUGUUUUUUUCUAUUUAUGUACGGUUGACACAAAAAAAAAUACAUUUUACUCAAAAGGCUCAGCCUUAAACAAUAAUAUGCUAACUCUGGUUGGGGAAAUGCUUGUCCCUCUAAGUGCAUGAAAUGUACAAAUACGCAGCAGAUUUGCAAAACACAUAUAGAUUACAAUCCUAACCUUUUCACCUAAUUUAAUAAUGCUUUGGACCUUAGGUUUAGGCUUGUGUUCUGUCUGACUGCUUGUAACUGAAUAGUGUAGAUUAUGAUAUAGAGACUUCAAUUGUAUUGCUUUACCCAUAGAGUUUUGAGGUUACUUAGUAUUUCAUUAUCUUGCAUAGUAAGGUAGAGUGGUACAAUGAAAGCCACAGUACAAUUAUAGCCUUUUUGUACAUCAAUGUACACUACAAGCUGUUCUCUACACUGGAGAGGCUACAUGUAUAAUUGUACAGAGGCUAUAAUUGUAUGACUUUAUAUAUGUACUGGUAGAAAAAACUGAGAAUGCUGAUUGAGCAGCUCAUCCGAGUUCUACUGAAAAUUUCAGAAUCCUUUCAUUGUUGCAGCCAUUUUUGACCAGCAGCGGCCCGUGCAUAGCAGUGGAUGCCAAUGCUGGACAGUGCUUAUUUUGAUUUGAAUUGGCAAAUGAUAAACCCCUUUAUGACCUCCAAAAUGGAUGCACAUAUGACAUCACUGCAUGACCUCAAUUUUAGGGUACAGAACACUACCUGCUUACGCUCUCAAUGUACCAGUCCAUGUUUAGCCACAAUACCAGUUCAGCCACUCCAGAUUUUAAUAUCUGGUGUGGCUAAACUGCCAUUUCUGAUAUGUGCCAAAUAUUUGUUUUAUUUCAGUUUUAUAUGGUGCAUUGUAAAUAGCAUAAAAUUACAGAGGAGUGGUGAAAGUUACUGCCGGCUAGCGCUGUAAUAAAUGGUAACAUAAUUCCUGUGAUGUGGAGGAUGAAAAUAAUUCCCUUUUGCAAUUAAGUGUACUCAAACAAAUGGAAUUUUUGUGUACAUUUUCUGAUGCAUCCCAUAACUGCACCCUCUAUAUUAAAAAGGGUCACAUCAUACAGGAACUCUAUACAUUAAGUGAUGGCCCCUGCAGUAACUCAAGCUUCUUCUCCUUAAAGGGUGACUAUCGGCAGGAAAUAGGUGGGUCAAAUUGGUAGUCUUCAGGUGACUAGUAUCGACAGUUAGGUUGCAUUUUAUUCAGUGAUGAAUUUCUCCUUGGUACAAUUAAGCAUGAAUAGCUUUCAUAUAUAGCAAGAUGGGAGAGACCCCUAUUGCCAACUUCGGAUAUCUUAAUCUAACCUGUCUGACUCCUGCCUAUAGACUGCCUUUAAUUGUUUAAACCCAUUGUCUUUCAAAUUUUAAUUUUGCAAUGUGAAUAAUAAUGAGUUAAUAUUGAACCGUGGAAUGUUAAAGAUUUCAAGUUUGAAUUUUAAUAAUCAAGUGACAGGUUGUAUGAAUAGUUGCACCAUCCUUAAAAAGUUAAAAUAAAGGGUAGCCACCUAUGAAACAGAAAAUGAACUAUCAUGUGUGUGCAUUAUGUACAUUAAUAGUUCCUUUUCUCUUUCAUAGGUGGCUCCUCUCAUAUUUCUAUUCAUUAAUGGAGUGAGGCUCAGUAUUAUGCUGACAGCCCUCUGAAUGACAAAAGAAUGCUUGCAUGACAGGCUUGAUCAGACUAAUUGAAUGAAAUACAUAGGCCUGAUCCUUUGAAAUUGCUAUGCAGAGUGCAUUGGAUCCCAUUAUCAUAUAAAGUAUGAUGGUUAAGCUUAAAACCGCUCUUAAAACGAGAGGCUGAGUGUACAUAUAAGUCUUGUCAUGUGUCAUAAAGCCUUGUAACCCCUCUUGAACCACAAGCUCAAGUCUACACAGAACUCAUGUCACGUGUCAAGGUUCACGUGUCUCGAUUCACCAUCGGUCGGUCAAGAUUGAGCGCAAUCAAAUGAAAAUGGCUUAGAAAUGUCUUCCACUUAUUGUACAUAAUCAAAAGUCACAAUGUGUUUACUUUAUGUCUGUUUCAUUUAUGUUCAUUCUUUUUAUCUUUCAUAAGUCCAAUAAAGUUAAUAUAC
Molecule: messenger RNA, 10570 nt
Organism: Lineus longissimus
Lineage: Eukaryota; Metazoa; Nemertea; Pilidiophora; Heteronemertea; Lineidae
Product: otoferlin-like
Exons: 45
Coding region: 276-8162 (2628 amino acids)
Biological process (GO): plasma membrane organization
Cellular component (GO): membrane
Source: RefSeq, a predicted model, not a curated record